Cylicocyclus nassatus is the source of this 6929-nucleotide messenger RNA. NCBI's taxonomy places the organism in Eukaryota, Metazoa, Nematoda, Chromadorea, Rhabditida, Strongylidae. The record is from the annotation of a GenBank genome assembly.
GGGGUCGACAACUUCAGAAACUGUCUAUAAGACACAUUUGUUGGUUCAAGUAGGUGCUAAGGCCUUUGAUAUGGUUAUUCUAACGAAGGAGCAACUUCGAGAAGCGGCCGAAGAAGGCCUCUGGCUCCCGCAGCUAGAACGUGAUGGCUGCGGAGUGGGAUUUGUGGUUUCCAUCAAAGGAAUCAAAACUCACAAGAUUCUCUGUGACGCCCGAACGAUGUUGGAACGGAUGGCUCAUAGAGGAGCAUGUGCUUGUGACAACGAUUCUGGAGAUGGCGCUGGAGUACUCACUGCGAUACCCGAUCUCAUGUACAGAAAGUCUGUUAUGGAACAAGAUAAUGUGGAGCUUCCACCGCCUGGACAAUAUGCCACUGGGAUUCUAUUUCUUCAUGAAGAUUCUUAUGCACAAGCGAAGGAGGCAUUUGCUGAUUUGGCCCGUGCAUGUAAUGUUCGUGUCAUCACCUGGCGAAAGUUGAGCACGAAUCGCGACUCUCUUGGGGCUGAGGCUAGAAAGACGGAACCGUUGAUGCGUCAGGUGUUUGUCACAGCUGAUUAUGUGGCAGAAGAUCCGGAGCGAUUCGAGCGUAACAUCUAUUUACUUCGAAAGCAAGCUGUCAACAACAUGGCUAAACAAAGUGUUGACUGCUACAUAUGCUCACUUAGUACUACUACAGUUGUCUACAAGGGUCAAUUUAAUACUCACCAACUAUAUCUAUACUACGAUGAUCUGAGGAAUCCUGAAUUCACUACACAUAUUGCCCUUGUGCAUUCACGUUUUUCAACUAAUACUUUACCUAGCUGGAGUAGGGCUCAGCCUAACAGGAUGAUUGCUCAUAAUGGAGAAAUAAAUACAUUACGUGGUAACAUCAAUCUAAUGCAUGCCCGAGAAGGCGUAAUGUCAAGCACGGUAUACGAAGAUGAUUUGGUGAAAUUGUACCCGGUUGUUGAAGAGGGUCUUACUGAUUCCGGAUGCUUUGACAAUGUCUGUGAAUUUCUUGUAAGAGCCGGACAACGAUCUCUGCCUGAGGCAGCGAUGACUAUGGUGCCCGAAGCAUGGGAAAAGGACGAGGAAAUGGACCAUGACAAAAGAGCAUUUUAUCGAUGGGCUGCCAUGGCUAUGGAACCGUGGGAUGGUCCGGCACUAUUGGCAUUUUGCGAUGGUCGUUACAUUGGUGCAAUUCUGGAUCGAAAUGGUCUUCGUCCAGCUCGCUACUAUCUAACCGCUGACGAUCACCUUUACCUUUCGUCGGAAGUCGGGGUGAACGAUCACGAUGUCGAAUCAGUCGUGAAAAAGGACCGAUUGAAGCCGGGAAGGAUGCUGUUAGUGGACACAUUUGCAAAGAAGAUCGAAACGGAUGAGGACCUGAAAAGGCGCAUAGCGCAAUCAAGACCACACAAGAAGCUCACAUCCAAAAGAGUUUACCUAGAUCUGCUACGUAAAGACGAUGUGUUAUCACAUGGUGCUGUAACAAACGAGUAUCUCAUCAAAUGUCACUUGGAAGCGUUGGGAAUUGAGAGCUCUCGAAAGAAGGAUGUGCACUUGGAUUCGGAUCGACGUCUGCCGCUGUACGCCUACACCCAUGACACCUUCAGUCUGUUAUUGGUACCGAUGAUUAAGGAGAAGAAAGAAGCUCUAGGAUCCAUGGGAAAUGACGCAGCUUUGGCAUGUCUGUCCGACUUCAGCCCGCUCUUAUUUUCGUAUUGCCAGCAACUUUUCGCUCAGGUUACCAAUCCACCAAUUGAUCCGUUCCGCGAACAGAUCGUGAUGAGUUUGAGAUGCCCUGUAGGACCAGAGUCAAACUUACUGGAACCAAAUCAAGAGCUGGAAAGCCGUCUAAUUCUCGAGCAACCCGUGCUUUCAAUGGUGGAUAUGGAGGUGAUCAAACGUACGAUGUAUAAGGGUUGGCGAAGCAAAGUCAUCGACACGACUUUCCCGGUUAGAUACGGAGUGAAAGGCCUAGUACCAGGACUCGAUAGAAUCUGUUGUGAAGCCUGUACGGCUGCUCUGGAUGGAUACCAGAUCCUGGUACUGUCUGAUAGAGCUGCCAGUAAGGAUAAUGUACCAAUAUCGUCACCUCUAGCUGUUGGAGCAAUUCAUCAGUGUUUGAUACGACAUCGCUUGAGAAUGAAGGUUGCGAUUAUGGUUGAAACCGGUGAGGCAAAAGUCAUCCAUGAUUUUUGUGUGCUUCUCGGGUUUGGAGCGGAUGCGAUUUGCCCGUAUAUGGUGUUUGAGACGAUGUACCGUCUUCGACAUCUUGGUCUGCUCGAUAAAGAUUUGAAUGAUGAUAUGGUAUUCCAAGGAUAUCGCCAAGGUGUUGAGCGUGGAAUAUUCAAAGUCAUGGCUAAGAUGGGUAUCAGCACGCUUCAUUCGUACAAGCAUGCGCAAAUCUUCGAAAUCGUUGGAUUGGCAAAGGAAGUGGUGGAUUUGUGCUUUAAAAACACUGUGUCGCGACUUGGUGGCGCCACAUUUGAAAUUCUAGCUGCUGAAGCUUUGAAGCGGCACAGAGCUGCAUUCCCAGUGGCUACAAAUGCUGACAAACAUGCCUACGGAGACUCCCGCGUUUUGGUGGCAUCGGGUACGUACCAUUGGAGAGCCGGUGGCGAGAAACAUGUCAAUGAACCUGAGGCGAUCGCGAAGUUACAGGCUGCGACCCGUACGAACAACCCGAAGACCUUCCAAGAGUACUCGCGUAUAUCCAAUUUGCAACAAAGGUGGUGUACCCUAAGGGGUCAACUAGAGAUCAAAACUAGCGACAAACUCCAAAUUCCUAUGGAUCAAGUGGAACCUGCUAGCGAGAUUGUUAAACGAUUUGUUACUGGAGCUAUGUCAUUUGGUUCAAUCUCUUGGGAAGCGCAUACGACUUUGGCGAUUGCGAUGAAUCGCAUAGGAGCGAAAUCUAAUACGGGCGAAGGAGGAGAGAAGCCGGAACGAUAUGCAGGCAAUCAGGAUCCGAACAAUAAUCUGCGUUCAGCCAUAAAACAGGUUGCUUCUGCUCGAUUUGGCGUCACAUCGUCCUACCUCGCACAUGCCGACGAACUGCAAAUCAAAAUGGCACAGGGUGCAAAACCUGGAGAAGGUGGUGAACUACCAGGUCACAAAGUCACCAAGGACAUCGCCGACACUAGGAAAUCCACAGCAGGAGUCGGACUGAUCUCUCCACCACCACACCACGAUAUCUAUUCGAUUGAAGAUCUCGCACAAUUAAUUUAUGAUCUCAAGUGUGCCAAUCCGGAUGCGAGAGUCAGUGUUAAACUUGUCUCCGAAGCCGGUGUUGGUAUCAUUGCAUCGGGUGUUGUGAAAGGUUUUGCGGAUCAUGUAACAAUUUCGGGUCACGAUGGUGGCACUGGAGCUUCUAGCUGGACUGGCAUCAAACAUGCUGGAUUACCGUGGGAGCUUGGUGUUGCUGAAACUCAUCAAGUAUUGACAAUGAAUAAUCUUAGGAGCAGAGUAACUAUUCAAGCUGAUGGGCAAAUACGAACUGGUCGUGACGUAAUGGUCGCUGCACUUCUUGGAGCAGACGAGUUCGGCAUGUCUACAGCACCGCUCAUUGUUCUAGGGUGCACAAUGAUGCGAAAGUGCCAUUUGAAUACUUGUCCUGUUGGUAUCGCAACCCAGGACCCAAUUCUGCGAGCGAAAUUUGAAGGAAAACCGGAACAUGUGGUGAAUUUCAUGUUUAUGGUAGCUGAAGAGGUUCGCUAUUUCCUCUCUCGACUCGGUCUUCGUACUCUUAACGAAGCGAUAGGACGUACAGAUUUACUUUAUGCGAGUCCGAACCCAGUCAACAAAAAGGCAACUUUGCUCGAAUUCGGUACCAUUCUGAAAAACGUGCAUCAUAUGUUCCCAAAUAUUUCGACUAAAAGUGGGACGAUCAAACAGACUGUCGAACCCGGGGAGCUGGAGAAGGAAAUCCUCAAGUCAUUGCCGAAAGUUUUCGCUGAACCUAGCUGUCAUCUAGAGAUCAAAGAUAAAACGAUCACUAAUCUUGACCGAGCGUUUUGCACAAGGAUCAGUUACGAGAUUUCGAAACGCUAUGGUGAAGAGGGACUGUCUGGCAAGAGGUCGAUAAAGAUCAAUUUGAAAGGAUCUGCUGGUCAGUCAUUGUGCGCAUUCCUCGCCAAAGGCAUUACCGUUGAGUUGGAAGGCGAUGCAAAUGACUAUGUUGGAAAGUGCCUUUCCGGAGGUACUGUGAUAGUAUACCCACCGAAGAAAGCCGUGUUCAAAUCAGAGGAAAACUCUAUCAUCGGAAAUGUUGCUCUUUACGGUGCAACGUCGGGUGAGUGUUGGUUCCGUGGAGUCGCUGGAGAACGUUUUGCCGUGAGAAAUUCUGGCUGCACUGCCGUUGUCGAAGCUGUCGGUGAUCAUGCUUGUGAAUAUAUGACCGGAGGAAGAGUGAUCGUGCUAGGACAUAUCGGAAAGAACUUCGCUGCUGCUAUGAGUGGUGGAAUUGCUUUCCUUUUCAAGCAGGGCGACCCAUUUACUAGUCGAAUUAAUGACGCCACAGUUGAUCUGGAUACUCCAGAUGAAGAAGAUUUGGUCUUUAUACGGGACAGGAUCAAGAAAUUUGUUGAACUGACCGGGUCUGAGUUAGGCCAGCGCAUUCUUGACCAGUGGCAAACUGAACAUGCAAAAAUCAUAAAGAUAUUCCCCAAAGACUACAAAAGAGUCCUGAAAGAGCAAGAGGAAGAAAAGAAGCGUCUAGCCGAAGAGAAGGAAGCUGCUGAGAAAGAGAAUGGCGAUAUGGAGGAAGGACGACCUCGCGAACGUGCCCUGUCCAUGGACAUGCAGAUCGCUCCGACACUCAUUCAUAAGAAGAAACUAGCAGCUAAGAAAAAACUUAGUAUCUCACAACGCAAACGUAAGCUAUCGCGAAAUCCUCGACCUCAGGAUAUAGCCGGAUUUGAAGACGAGGAAGACGUGCAAGAAGCUAUUGAAGAUAACGAAGAAGAAGAGACGAAAUCUGAUAAUGAUGAGGAAUUACUGUCAGAUGAUGAGCUUUUACACUCGAACGAUUUCUUGCAACAUGUGAACAAGGACGUCGAUAUUGAAAACAUCAUUGUACCUCCUCAUCUUAAGAAGAACAACGAGCCACUCGAUAAGCUGCGUGGAUUUGUUAAAUAUAAUCGGCAAAAGAAGUUGUAUCGAGCGCCUGAGGUACGUGUGAAGGACUGGGAUGAAGUCUACGAUUUUGAAUCUGUCAGAAGCAAUAUACGCGAGCAAGCUGCAAGGUGCAUGGAUUGCGGUGUUCCAUUCUGUCAGGGUAAUACCGGAUGCCCACUUGGAAAUAUCAUUCCGAAAUGGAAUGAUUAUGUGUUCAAGAAAAACUGGCGUCAAGCUCUUGAACAGUUGUUACAAACGAAUAAUUUCCCGGAGUUCACUGGAAGAGUUUGCCCGGCACCUUGUGAGGGAGCAUGUUGCUUAGCAAUCAGUUCUCCUGCUGUUACGAUCAAAUCCAUCGAAUGUGCCAUCAUCGACUACGCAUUUAUGCAAGGAUGGAUCAAAGCACGUCCACCAUUGGAAAAUACGGGAAAACGCAUUGCUAUCAUAGGAUCUGGUCCCGCUGGCAUGGCAGCCGCAGCUCAACUCAUCAAAGUUGGUCAUACGGUCGUAGUCUAUGAGCGGAAAAACCGCGUUGGCGGUCUUCUGAGGUAUGGAAUUCCUACAAUGAAGCUGGAUAAGUAUAUUGUGGAUAGACGGGUGAAGUUGCUUGAAGAUGAAGGCGUGCGUUUCUUAACGAAUACCGAGAUAGGAAAGCAUGUACCGGCUGACUUCCUUCUCAAGGACAACGACGCUAUUAUCGUUUGUACUGGAUCUACAACUCCCCGCGACCUUUCCGUGAAUGGACGUGACGCAAAAGGCAUCUGUUUUGCUAUGGAAUUCUUAGAGAAGAGCCAGCGUAGACUGAUUGGUGAUAAUGUUCCGUGGGAAGGAUUAGAUGCUUCUGGCAAACGAGUAAUUAUUCUCGGAGGAGGCGAUACAGCAACGGAUUGUAUUGGAACUUGUAACAGACUGGGAGCAAAAUCGGUGCGAGCUUUUGAGAUUCUGCCUAAACCGGGGGAUAAACGUAAGCCCGAGAAUCCAUGGCCGGAAUGGCCGGUGAUAUUCCGUGUGGACUACGGACACGAGGAGGCAAAAUUGAAAACUGGUCAAGAUCCCAGGACUUACUCGAUUUCGACAAAGGAGUUUGUUACUACGGAAAAUGCCGCUGGAAUAAAGGUUUUGGCAGGCCUAAAAGUUGUUGAGGUUGAGUGGGAGAAAGAUGAAAAGGGUGCAUGGAAACUUGUCGAAAAGUCAGACACAAUUCAAGUGGUAGAUUGCGAUCUUUGCAUCCUUGCCAUGGGCUUCGUUGGUCCUGAAAAGACUGUUAUCGAGCAACUAGGUCUGAAAAUGGAUCCGAGAUCGAACAUCCUCACUCCGGCAAACAAGUACAACUCUGAUGUAGAAAAGGUGUUCGCAGCAGGUGACUGUAGAAGAGGACAAUCGCUUAUCGUAUGGGCCAUUAAUGAAGGAAGGCAAGCAGCUAGACAGGUUGAUGAAUACUUAAUGGGCAAGACUACGUUAGCUGGGCCUGGAGGCAUCGUUACGGCUUCAAUGGCACACCAUAGUCAUCGCUAAUAAUGAAAUUUUUUGAUUCUGAGAAUGUAGUCACUAAGAUAGUAGUAACUUGGUUCAUGUUUAGCUUCCUAAAUUAUGCAUUUGCUGGUGUCAUCCGUAUUUGUCAAGCUCCGAUUGAAAUUUGAGGCAUUCACUAUCACAGAUUACUCAUCUGAAAUUGAUUUCGUUCAUUUUGAAUUCCAAAAAUCACGAGUAGCUAAAUGUUCUCGCUGCGCUUUUCUCUAAUUCCAGCAUGUUCAUAUAAUUAAUAGAUAUCGAGAUAUGUUUUCAAUAGAGUAGUUAUCGAGACUAUGUAAUGAUAAAGAAAUUCUGAAAA